CGUCGUUCCCCAGGUGGAGGCCUGACACGCAAGAAGGCGGUACUGCGCACACACAGGUCUGUUCUGUGGCUACCUGGCCGUCAUGUCUCCCCUUGCCCCGGGCUGCGGGUCCCUCCGAUCCGCGCUGAUGCUCCCGCUGAUGGUGCUGUUGUUGCAGCUCGGUCUGUCCCGGGGCCUGUACUUCCAUAUCGGGGAGACGGAGAAACGUUGCUUCAUUGAGGAGAUCCCGGAUGAGACGAUGGUAAUAGGGAACUACAAGACUCAGCUUUGGGAUAAACAGGCAGAAACCUUCCUUCCUUCUACCCCAGGCCUGGGUAUGCAUGUCGAGGUGAAGGACCCCGAUGGGAAGGUCAUUCUCUCCAGGCAGUAUGGAUCAGAGGGACGCUUCAUCUUUACAUCUCACACCCCAGGGGAACACCAGAUCUGUCUGCACUCAAACUCGACAAGAAUGUCUCUGUUCGCUGGAGGAAAACUGCGAGUUCAUUUAGACAUCCAGAUUGGAGAACACACCAAUAAUUACCCUGAGAUUGCAGCAAAGGACAAGCUGACAGAAUUACAACUCCGAGUCAGACAGCUGCUGGAUCAAGUGGAGCAAAUUCAAAAGGAGCAGAACUACCAGAGGUACCGCGAGGAGAGGUUCCGCCUAACCAGCGACAGCACUAACCAACGGGUCCUCUGGUGGUCCAUCACCCAGACUGUCAUCCUCAUCCUCACUGGCAUCUGGCAAAUGAAACAUCUGAAGAGCUUUUUUGAGGCCAAGAAACUUGUGUGAAGCAUCUACCUCUGUCCCCAACUUUAUACUGUACCCCCUGCACAUACAGAAACAAUCCUGGCUGCACCCACACCCCC
This is a messenger RNA of Nanorana parkeri, 849 nucleotides long. It is a transcript of the gene TMED4, whose product is annotated as transmembrane p24 trafficking protein 4. Gene Ontology annotation, cellular component: COPII-coated ER to Golgi transport vesicle; Golgi apparatus; endoplasmic reticulum. Gene Ontology annotation, biological process: endoplasmic reticulum to Golgi vesicle-mediated transport; positive regulation of canonical NF-kappaB signal transduction; intracellular protein transport. Bases 83 to 772 code for a protein of 229 amino acids. Lineage: Eukaryota; Metazoa; Chordata; Amphibia; Anura; Dicroglossidae. The record is from RefSeq and is a predicted model, not a curated record. The transcript has 5 exons.